AUGGAUUUGAGUAAACGAGUUUGUGAUAAAUGUAAAAAGCUCGAAUAUUGUAAUCAAAAUACAAUUGUGCUUAAUAACUGUUGCAAUGUUGAAAAUUAUUUAUUAGAAGAAUUACUUAAAGUUCCAGGAAGAUUCUUAUUAGCUAAAGAUUUUCUAGAAAAAGAUAUUAAAAAUAAAAAAAUUAUUACUGAAGAUAAAUAUUACUAUAAAUUAAAAAUUUGUAAAGAUAAUAAAAAAAAUCGAGAGGAGAUUUUAAAAGAUUUCAAAAAAUAUGAAUUACUCAAUACAAUCAGAAACAAAAAAAAAUAUGAUCAAGAAUUAUAUAAAAUUUAUUUGGGAUUACCGUAUUUAAAUGAAGAUAUUAAAAAGGAUAAGUAUGAAUUAUUUAAUCAAAUUGAAUCUGAAUGGAACAUGAAUAUUAAAAAAUCAUAUAAUGAAAUUAAACGAACUAUUUUCUUAGAACAAGCAAAUAACAAUACAAAGAAGUUGUCAUAUCUAAAAAUUUGA
Messenger RNA from Dentiscutata erythropus, 507 nucleotides. The record is from the annotation of a GenBank genome assembly. NCBI's taxonomy places the organism in Eukaryota, Fungi, Glomeromycota, Glomeromycetes, Diversisporales, Gigasporaceae.